AACACCCAUUGCCAAGCCUUAUCAUUGUGAAGAAGAAGAAGAAGAACCCUACAACACGUGUAUUUAAUUAAAACAUUAAAUUAAAUCUUGUAAAAUUAAUUUUUUAAACAAAUACAAUGCCUAAGUUAAGGAAACAACGACGUAAACAGGUUUACCGAUACAACGUAAAUAGAAAAAGAAUGCGAAAUAAGCAAUUUAAAACGCCAACAAUAGGAUGUAAAGAAAUUAAAAACGCUUGGGAUAAUAAAAAGUCAAUACAAACGAAUUUAAAAGAAAUGGGAUUAUCUUAUGAUCCUAAUGUAACGUUGGGAGUGCCAAAUUUUAAGAAAACGCUUAAAUCUCAAAUUGUUGUUGAAGAAGGAGAUUGGAUUGAAGAAGAAAUUAAGGAAUCUGUUGUGCCGAGUAAACAAUAUGUGGUUGAGAAGAUAAUUGAAGAUGCCAAAGCACCAAGGGAGAAGCUGUUUAGAUUACCUAAAGGACAAGUUGAAUAUGUUACUUAUUUUAUGGAUAAAUACGGAGAUGAUUAUAAAGCAAUGGCACGGGAUAAAAAAAAUUAUUAUCAGGAUACAUGGAAACAAAUUCGGGCUAAAAUUAAAAGAUUUGUGUCUAUCCCUGAACAAUAUGGGGCAUAUUUAAAGAGUAAAGGAUUAAGUGAAGAUGAAAUUACCACCAAGUUUAUUAAUACUAAUGAUGAUAGCGAAUAAAAUAUUUUUUUGUAUUUAA
Molecule: messenger RNA, 723 nt
Organism: Onthophagus taurus
Lineage: Eukaryota; Metazoa; Arthropoda; Insecta; Coleoptera; Scarabaeidae
Product: nucleolar protein 16
Biological process (GO): ribosomal large subunit biogenesis
Cellular component (GO): nucleolus
Source: RefSeq, a predicted model, not a curated record